CAGACCGUUUAGAAAUGGAGGAGAUGUACCUCGAAGGAGAAUCAGAGAUCCAGAUACAAUCCGAAGGGAUUGACGAAGCCGUUACUUAUAUGAAGCAAACCUUGCAUGACAUGAAGCUGCAGGACGCUAUCCAUAGACAAGAUAUAAGGAAAUUAGAGAAAGGUAACAGUAAAAUGGAGGAGAAAAUCGAAAAGCUUAAGAAAAAUAUUGAUCAGUUGGAGAAGCAGAAGACUACAGAUACCCAGUAUUUGUUGAAGCAGAAUGAGUUUUUGACUAAAGUUCUCAUGGCAAAGAAAAUUGAUGCUAGUAAUGAAGAAACUGGCAAACCAAACACUAAGACUACAGAUACUCAUAAAGAACGACUUAAGAAUAAGAAGGAGAGUGUGAAGAGAACAAAGGAACUCGUUGACAUCACCAAUGAGCUUGAGUACAAAUCAUCGAGCAUUUUGGGAGAAGCUCAGCAGCUAAAUCAAGAUAUUGAACAAGUUGAAAAAUAUCCUGAGGAACACAGAUCCGCUAUUGUGAAAAGCUUGUUCAUGAAUAUGAUGAACUUAAUGGAAAAUCUAGACUCAGCCUCCAAAGUGAGUGACUACAAGGGAGACACAAGUGCUCUAUCACAGAACACAAGUACUCUCAACAAAAGUGAGUCAAAAUUGGCCAAGCAGGAUGUGCUUGACUGUAAAAUUUCUAAUGAUAAUGACAUUAUCAAGAAGCAGAUUGAGGAUAUUGACUUUAGAACAUCUGUAAUUAAAUAAAAUGAGAAUCUCAGCACAAAAGGACAUUUUCGAGAUUGAGAAGAAGCUCGAUUUCAUUGAAAAAGGAGUUCCAGAGGAACAGAAAAAUGAAGUAGAGCUCUUACGUUCCAUUGAUCUUAACAAAGAAGCAACCCUAACUAAUCAUAGAACAAAUGAGAUAUUAGCUAACCUAAAGGAAAAACUAGAAACAAAUGCUACAGGUGAUGUAGGCGAAAGAAGACUUAUUAAGGAACUCAGUUCAAGAGACAGUUAA
This is a messenger RNA of Moneuplotes crassus, 1008 nucleotides long. Lineage: Eukaryota; Ciliophora; Spirotrichea; Euplotida; Euplotidae. The record is from the annotation of a GenBank genome assembly.